GUUAAAUUAGUAGAAAUGUAUAAAACUUUUACUAUUUUUUGUGUGAUUAUUUAUUCUUUUUGUUUAUGUGAUAAGGAGUGUGGUUUAGAACAUAUAGUUUGCAAAAAAUCUGCUAAAUUUAGAAGCAUUGAUGGAUCUUGUAAUAAUUUAAAUAACCCCAUUUGGGGCACAAGAUAUUCAGUAUACGAUAGACUACUUCCACCUAAAUAUGGAGACAGUAUGCAUACGUUUCCUACAGCACUUAGUGGUAAAAGUUUGCCCAAUCCACGAAAGCUGACAAGUACAAUUUAUAAACAUGUUAUGCCGGAAACCGUUUCACAGAUCAGCCUAAGUACCAUGCAAUAUGGAAACAUAGUAGUCAAUGACAUGAGCUUCGUAUAUUUACCUCCAAAUAAUAUUGAUUGUUGUACAAAAAACUUGCAACUUUUGGAUAAAAAAGAUGAGCCUAAAGAAUGUGCACCAAUUCAAAUACCAAGUGAUGACCCUGGAUUUAGUUACAUAAAUGCUACUUGCAUAUCAAUGACACGUACAAUUACUAACAAGGAAAGAGCUUGUUCACAAUUACUAAAUUAUAACGAACAGUUGAAUCAAGUCAACAGCUACUUGGAUUUAUCAAUUAUUUAUGGAAACACUUAUAAAGAUCACAAAACAAUUAGAUCAUUUCAAAAUGGAACUCUAUUAGUAGAUAUUAGAAAUAACCACGAAUGGCUCCCUAGUUCAGGUUCAGAUAAGUCAAAUUGCGAAGGAAAUUUAAAUUCUGCUGAAAUUUGCUAUCGUUCAGGUGACAAAAGAACUAACAUGAGUCCCCAGCUAACCUUAUUACAAACCCUAUGGGUUCGAAACCAUAAUAAUCUCGCAAGAAAUCUCCAAAAACUAAACCCGUACUGGAAUGAUGCCAGGCUAUUUGAAGAAGCUAGACGUAUUAAUAUUGCUGAACAUCAAUUUAUAUCAUACUACGAGAUGUUACCUUUAUAUCUUGGAAAAGAAAAUCUCGUCAACCGUAAAAUCUUGUACAAUACUGAUGAGUUUGUUAAUGAUUAUGAUGAAAACAUAAGACCUCACAUAUUUAAUGAACAUGCUCAGGGUGCUUUUAGGCAAUUCCAUUCUCUUAUUGCAGGAAAGUUAAGUGUUUAUAAUCCAGAUGGUUAUUCGUACGACAGUCUUGUACUCAGAGACCAUCUUAACCGUCCAGUGGCUUUAGAAAAGUUUAAACUUUUUGAUGGACUAAUUCGAGGAUUAGCCAUGCAAAAUCAAAUGGAAUCUGAUAUUUACUACGAUCCAGAAAUAACUCAGUGUGCCUUCUUACAUCAGUUGAGGUUUAGAGGCGAUUUAAAAUCUCUGGACAUCCAAAGAUCCAGAGAUCAUGGUAUAGCAUCUUAUAAUGACAUGAGGUCUUAUUGCGGUUUAAAAAAAGCAAAAAAAUUUAACGAUUUCUUGGAUGUAAUGGAUCAAGAAAAAUUAGAUCUUCUGUUGCCAUUUUACGAAACCCCUGAUGAUGUAGAUUUAAUAGUUGGAGGAUCAAUGGAAAGAAACGUAAAAGACACUCUAGCAGGUCCAACCUUUCUAUGCAUUCUUUACAAGCAAUUUUACCGAACCAGACGAAGCGAUAGAUUUUGGUUUGAAAACGAAGCUAAUGGUUUAACAUUAAAACAACUGAACGAAAUUCGAAAAUUUUCUAUUUCUAAAUUAUUUUGUGAUAAUGGAAAUAAUAUUACGCGUAUGCAGAAACAUGGAUUUUUGCCAGUUUCAGAAAGAAAUCCACGUUGCUCGUGCAAAGAUAUUAAUGGACCAAAUUUACUCUUGUGGAAACACAAAAAAUAAUUAAUUAUUGUUACAGUACAUUUUAGCAAAUAUAACUACAUAUUAAACAUUUUCUUUUAAAUAUACUACGAAAAAAAAUUCUGUUACUUAUUUAAAUAAACCUUUUGAAAAGUAACAGUAAGAAUAAAAAAUGUGUAGUAACAACAAAUGUAUGUAGAUUUAAUAUGAAAA
This is a messenger RNA of Psylliodes chrysocephalus, 1992 nucleotides long. Lineage: Eukaryota; Metazoa; Arthropoda; Insecta; Coleoptera; Chrysomelidae. The record is from the annotation of a GenBank genome assembly.